Alosa alosa (allis shad) is the source of this 2505-nucleotide messenger RNA. RefSeq names its product intelectin-like. Bases 1183 to 2280 code for a protein of 365 amino acids. Gene Ontology annotation, molecular function: oligosaccharide binding. The record is from RefSeq and is a predicted model, not a curated record. NCBI's taxonomy places the organism in Eukaryota, Metazoa, Chordata, Actinopteri, Clupeiformes, Clupeidae. The transcript has 7 exons.
CUGUCCCUGUUUCGGUGCCUUUCCAAGCCUUGUCUCCUCCAAUGGCCAGCCCUUUGUGUCCUUCAGUGCCAGCCCCACAGUACGCUCCUCCAGUGACGCUUCCAUGCUCUGUCCCGGCUCCUCGCCUCCCUCCAGUCCAGAGUUCAACUCACGCUCUGACUCCAGUCCCGAUUCCCGCUCCAGCCCCGAUUCCGGCUCCAGGCCCUAGUCAGACUCCUGCACCGGCUCAAGCUCCAGUACCGACUUUGGCUCCAGUUCCAGCUCCUGCUCCGGCUCUGGCUCCGACUCCAGCACCUGAUCCUGCUCCCGAUCCAGCUCCAGCUCUGACUCAGGCUUUCAACCCUGAUCCUGCUCCAGCUCUGACUCAGGCUUUUGACCCUGAUCCUGCUCCGACUCAGGCUCCGGAUCCUGAUCCAGCUCCGACACAGGCUCGGGCUCUGACCGAUCGUCCAUCGCGCCACCCGCCUGAACCGCCGUCCCUGACCGGCCGCCUGCCUGAACCGCCGUCCCUGACCGCCGCCCGCCUGAACCGUCGUCCCUGAGCGUCUGGAAUCCGGCCCUUUGAGGGGGGGUAAUGUAAGGGUCCUGUCGUGUUUUGUUUUCCCCGUUUAGUGUUCAUGUCUUCAUCUCGUUUACUUCCUGUGUCCUGUUCCAUGUGUUUCUGUUCCCUGUGCCCGUGUCUCCGCCCCUCACCUGAUCCGCGUUAGUCUGUUAAUUAUGGUUUCCACCUGUCUUGUUUUACCUUGUUCCUUGUCCACCUGAGCCUUGUUAAAUCCCUGUGUAUAUAAACCCCUAGUUUCGUUAUGUUCCUUCUGUGUCAUUGUUGUUUCCUGUGCUGCACUCUGUAACUAAAGUCAGUAAAUCUACUCUUGGUGUGUUGUCCUGCUUUUGGGUCAAUUCAAGUAGCAGUCUGUGACAUUUGUUCUGUUCUAAACAAGGCAGUUUGCAAUUUAAAUGUAAAGGGGAGGGCACUGUAAUAUGAAACCAUAACAAUGAAUGAGAAUCUGAAAAUGUACAUGAAAGGAAAGGAGUUAUAAGGUCUUGGCGUCUAGAAAACAAAAACAGCCCUUGGCACCAGUUCAAGGUAGGCGGAAAGAGUCUAGCAAUUCCAAAAGCAACUGCUUAAAAAAAUGACUUCCCUUUUAAAACCAAACUAAAUGGAUCACCACCAAGGCAUUAUAAAUGCUUCCCUUUGGUGAAGAUCAGUUGAUUCAUCCUUGCUCUCUAAAAACAGGGGUGAACAGUACUGUGGUGAAACAUUUUGGUCUCAGAUCACUUAUUUUCCAAUCAAACAUGUUACGAGGUAUUCUUCUGUUGGCAUGUCUUGCACUGACAUCACAGCCUAUGGAGUGUCGACCAGGGGGUGAUGUUCAUGUUGUUGAUCCCCGUGGUAUCAAUGCGACCAAUGACAAUUACGAGGUGGAGAAAAUUCUACGCAGAUUUAGAGUUGUUGAACGUAGCUGCAAGGAAAUCCAACAGAACUAUGGUAUUCAUGAAGAUGGUCUGUAUUACCUCACCACCUCCAGUGGGGUCGUGUACCAGACCUACUGUGACAUGACCACAGCAGGUGGUGGAUGGACACUGGUAGCCAGUGUGCACGAGAACAACAUGUAUGGGAAAUGCACUGUGGGGGACCGAUGGUCCAGUGAGCAGGGAAGCAAUCCCAACCGCCCUGAUGGAGAGGGUACAUGGGCCAACAUGAACACCUUUGGGACUGCAGAGGGUGCAACAUGUGAUGACUACAAGAAUCCUGGUUAUUAUGAUAUUGUAGGGGAGGAUGUGUCUGUUUGGCAUGUGCGUAACAAUGUUCCACUACAACACUGGGCAAUUGCUGCCAUCCUACGAUACCACACAGAGACAAGAUUUCUCACACUCAAUGGAGGAAACCUCUACCAACUCUACCAGCGCUACCCAGUGAGGUAUAAUGUUGGAGCGUGUAGGACUGACACUGGACCAUCCAUUCCUGUGGUGUACGAUUAUGGAAAUGCUGAGACCACAACCGAAUUAUAUGGCCCAGAUGCUAAAAAUGAAUUCACUCCUGGCUACGUCACCUUCAGAGUGUUCAACCAUGAGAGGGCAGCCAUGGCCAUGUGUUCUGGAGUCAGACCCACUGGGUGCAACACUGAACAUUUUUGCAUUGGUGGUGGGGGACACUUCCCCGAAGGUGCUCCUCGUCAGUGUGGGGACUUCACAAGCUUUGACUGGAAUGGUUAUGCAGGAGGGCACUGGAGUGCAUCCAGAGAGAUGACUGAAGCUGCUGUGCUGCUCUUCUACCGCUGAAUCUAUUAGAUGAACUGUGCAGAAGCUCUAUUUUGUGAUUCUGUAUAUUUUCAAUAUCAGGUUUCUGGUUGUCCUACAUUUUAUUGGUGAGGUUUACUUUAGGGUUAAGCUUUAUAUUGACUCCUGUCCUAUAUAAUGUCUCUACAUAGCAGAAGAUCUUUGCUUUCACCUGUCUAUAAACAGAACGCAUAUUAAAAUGUAUCUACUUGCUAAGUAGUUACUCUA